AUGCCCACUUACUCCGCCUUUGGCGUAUCAAUUCUUCCUUGCCUUCGCUCCUCUUCACAAUCCCCCGCCUGCACCCGCCACUCGCGACAUGUGCCGACCGCUUCUAUCGCGAUUGUCGGAACCGUGCCCUCCACUUUCGCCUUUGGUAUUCUGUCUCCAGACGUUCUGCCGACUGACAUAUCCUUGAAAAAAGCGAUACAACAGCACGCCGAGUACUGUCAUGCGUUGUCAAAGAUACCGGCCAUCAGCGGACUUUAUCAAUCACCAUCCAACCCUGCCUUCCCGGAUGGCGUCUUCGUGGAGGACCCGCUCGUCAUCAUCUCCAAACGCACAGCGUUCAUGGCAACUGCGGGCCACAAGUCUCGUGAUGGUGAGCGUGCCGCCCUCACCAGUGUCUUGAAACGCAUCGGCGUGGUUGUUAGACGCGCAUGGGACAUUAGACUCGACGGUGGAGAUGUGCUCAAGGUGCCAGGCUUCGUCGUUGUGGGGAUAUCCGAAAGGACCGAGAGCGCGUCGGUAGAGGCUUUACAGGCUGCGUUGGACGACGAGGCAGCAGGCGACAAGCGGGCUCCGAAGGCCGUGCCGGUGGCCGUGAUUGACGGACUGCAUCUCAAGUCACUUGUGACAUGGGUCGGCGGAGUCGACGCAAGCGAUCACGGGUUUCUUGUGGCUCCGGAUGAUGAACGUGGUAAGCAAUGUUUGAAACGCAUUCAAGAGGCCACCGGGGUAUCGUGGGACGUGCUCCAAGUACCGGAAGAAGAAAGAUUGGCGGCCAACAUGCUCUUCAUACCGCCACGGAAGGAUAGAUAUGGAAGUGUUGCACCAGGUGCCGUGCUUGUUCAAAGGUCUUGUCCCAUUUCUGUGAAGCUGCUCAAGGAGAAGGUGGUCGCUGCAGGAAUAGAGGACAUUGACGUUGUUGCCGUGGACAUGAGUGAGAUGGCCAAAGCCAAUGGGGCAUUGACCUGCAUGUCAGUCAUCAUAUAGGCCCUGGGUGCGGUUUUCGAAAGGACAAUGCGACAUUGAAGGACAUGCAGUUGCCAAUAUCUGGGAAAGCCUUUGCUUCCGGCUGUAAAACAAUGUAUAGUCUGUAUCUGGAGUUUUGUGUGGGGGCUCUUAGGGGACGAAAAUUUCACGCAAAUCAUAAUUAGGCAAGGCUGGUGCGCAACUUGGAAUGUAUGAUGUUGAGGCCAGGGGUUCUAAAAAAAGGUAGAUGCGAAACACUCGUCGUUCAGUGCAGGGGUUGGGCUUUUCUCCCCCGGCGCGCAAGCGUUUCUGCGUCCAGAGCCCAGAGUCGCAAGCGUUAACUUGGGGCAAUAGUACUGCACUGGGUAGUAGGUACAGUGUGUAUCAGGUACCGAUAGACGGGGACGAAAGCACUUUUUGAGACACGACAUCAA
Molecule: messenger RNA, 1397 nt
Organism: Chondrus crispus (carragheen)
Lineage: Eukaryota; Rhodophyta; Florideophyceae; Gigartinales; Gigartinaceae
Exons: 2
Coding region: 1-984 (327 amino acids)
Biological process (GO): positive regulation of nitric oxide biosynthetic process; arginine metabolic process
Molecular function (GO): dimethylargininase activity; amino acid binding
Source: RefSeq, a predicted model, not a curated record